Molecule: messenger RNA, 1654 nt
Organism: Cinclus cinclus
Lineage: Eukaryota; Metazoa; Chordata; Aves; Passeriformes; Cinclidae
Gene: MOB3C
Product: MOB kinase activator 3C
Exons: 4
Coding region: 230-880 (216 amino acids)
Biological process (GO): positive regulation of protein phosphorylation; signal transduction
Cellular component (GO): cytoplasm; nucleus
Molecular function (GO): protein kinase activator activity
Source: RefSeq, a predicted model, not a curated record
GCUUGGAAUUACGGCUCUGACAACAGAGUACUCACCCCUGGGACUGAACCAGAGCUGUUGGACACCACUGAGGCCAUUGGACACUUCUUUUCAGGGCUGGCGCAAAUUACUGGUGGCAGCAGUGAGAUCUCAGCUCCCAAGAAUGAGAAACCUCCAUCCCUGAAGACCCCAGCCCUGGGUUUCAUGUUGCUCUGAGCCUCUGCCCUCACCCCGGCUGGACCUGCCCACAAUGGCCCUGUGUCUCAAGCAAGUCUUCAACAAAGACAAAACAUUCCGUCCCCGAAAGAAGUUUGAGCCGGGCACGCAACGCUUUGAGCUGUACAAGAAAGCCCAGGCCUCUCUCAAGUCUGGGCUGGACCUGAAGGCAGUGGUGCAGCUGCCUCCUGGCGAGAGCAUCAACGACUGGAUCGCCGUGCACGUGGUGGACUUCUUCAACCGCAUCAACCUCAUCUACGGCACCAUGUCGGAAUACUGCACCGAGAGGAGCUGUCCCAUCAUGUCCGGGGGGCUCAAGUACGAGUACAGGUGGCAGGAUGACAGCAAGUACAAGAAGCCGACCAAGCUGUCGGCCCCACAGUACAUGUGCAUGUUGAUGGACUGGAUCGAGACGCUCAUUAACAAUGAGGACAUCUUCCCCACCAGGAUAGGUGUUCCCUUCCCCAAGCAGUUCCAGCAAGUUUGCACCAAGAUCCUCACCCGCCUCUUCCGUGUCUUUGUCCAUGUCUACAUCCACCACUUUGACAGCAUCAUCAACAUGGGUGCUGAGGCUCACGUCAACACCUGCUACAAGCACUUCUACUAUUUCAUCAGGGAGUUCAGCCUCAUUGACCACCGGGAGCUGGAGCCUUUGAAAGAAAUGACAGAACGAAUUUGCCACUGAAGUCUUCUGGCAGAUGAACUCAGCUGGCUCACUCAGAGUCCAGUGGGACAAGACACCCUGUGGUGGGAGACCUCCUCCCUAGGACCUGCUCACUGACCUAUGAACACUGCAGAAGACCCUCUUCAGGCCAGGGCUGAAUCCUAAGUUUUCCAAGAACUUCAGGGCAGAUUUUUCUUCUUUUAAUCCCAAUCUCUGUUGUAUGGUUCCUGUUUUAGAAAGCCACUGACUUAAUGGAGAAUGAGGCAAGUCUGGUUUACUUUUAAAAGGUUUACUUUUGCACACUCUGAUUUCUAAGACUCAAUCCCAUGUCUGACAUCAGAUUUUCAGCGACCUUCCCUCUUGUUUUGUCCUCAGCUAUACUGAUCUCCAAACAUUCUGUUAGCAAUUCCUGCCCUGUGAGCAGGUGUGACCUUGGCCACCAAGUAAUGCCUGUUACCUUUCCCACAGGCAGUGUGUUUAUGGUAACACCUGAGAUCAGCCCUGCAAAGCUGAUGGCAUUUCAUCCCACUGCCUUCACAUAGUUAGUUGUUGAUGUGCUGUUUUUAACCAUGAGCUAUGAAUGUCUCCUUCUGCCCUAAUUCAUGGUUUAGCAAAGGGACCGUUUUUCCCUUUGAGGGAUUUUUCACAUUUGGAAGAGGGGGAACUUGAUGAUGUUCUAAGAUGCCUCCAAUACUGCCUGGGCUAAUGGGAAGUGGUCCCAUGACUGAGGAAGUGAACUAGGUCACUAUUCAGUGUGAUCAGCACAGUCUACCUGAGAAAGUCUCAAAAACUGGU